AUGUUCCGAUCCGCGUCGAGAUCAUUGCUCCGUGGUACGCCAGCUACACAACAACUUCGAUUUGCGCAAAGUCGGAGAUGGAUUAGCGAUGCACCAUCGCCAGUACAGAAGAAACAGGGAUGGAGAAGUACAGUAGUGAGAUGGGGCCUUGCCGCGGGUGCCGUUUACUAUUAUAACACAAGCCCUAUAUUCGCUGAAGAGCCCCCUCUCGUAAAUAACGCCGGAUAUUCCUCGAAAUCGCAAGACGCAGCCGCUUCGCCUACAAUUGAGUCGUUAGCGGCCGCAAAGAAGCCGAAAGCGCAGCCAACUCCUCAACCCUCGAAACCCAAACAGUCACCAUCCGAUGAGCCGUCAAUAGCUGCUUCGGCUGAGACGGGGGCUCCAGCUGUGGGAAGCGAACAGCCACCGGUGUCUGCGGGUGAUCUCGAGAAGGAAGCAGGUCAAGAGGGUGCAUUCAACCCAGAAACUGGAGAAAUUAAUUGGGAUUGCCCUUGCUUAGGUGGCAUGGCACAUGGGCCCUGUGGAGAGGAAUUCAGAGCUGCGUUUUCCUGUUUCGUAUUCUCCGAGGAAGAACCAAAGGGAAUGGAUUGCAUUGAGAAAUUCAAGUUCGUAUCCCUAUCCCGCUUAUCCCCCUACAGCUCAUACAAGGUAGAGGGUUCAACGGGCAUGCAAGAUUGUUUCCGACAACACCCUGAAAUUUACGGCAACGAGCUUGACGAUGAAGAAGUGGAUGCCCAAUUAGAAGAGCAUAUCGCCUCUGAACGGGAAGCCGAACAAAAAUCGUCCGUAGAAGGAUUAGAUGCUGUACCAGCUGCUACCAAGGAACAAGCUGAAGCCGAGCCGGCCAAGGACAAACUACAUGAAGCGAUCUCGAAGGAGCUAAAUAGCAUUGAAUCAACGGUUUCAAAGAACUAG
This is a messenger RNA of Arthroderma uncinatum, 915 nucleotides long. RefSeq lists its product as uncharacterized. The record is from RefSeq and is a predicted model, not a curated record. Lineage: Eukaryota; Fungi; Ascomycota; Eurotiomycetes; Onygenales; Arthrodermataceae. Gene Ontology annotation, biological process: protein import into mitochondrial intermembrane space. Gene Ontology annotation, molecular function: protein-disulfide reductase activity. Gene Ontology annotation, cellular component: mitochondrial intermembrane space. The transcript has 3 exons. The coding region runs from base 1 to 915 and encodes 304 amino acids.